Clupea harengus (Atlantic herring) is the source of this 1036-nucleotide messenger RNA. RefSeq names its product T cell leukemia homeobox 3b (gene tlx3b). The record is from RefSeq and is a predicted model, not a curated record. Lineage: Eukaryota; Metazoa; Chordata; Actinopteri; Clupeiformes; Clupeidae. Gene Ontology annotation, cellular component: nucleus. Gene Ontology annotation, biological process: regulation of transcription by RNA polymerase II; animal organ development. Gene Ontology annotation, molecular function: RNA polymerase II cis-regulatory region sequence-specific DNA binding; DNA-binding transcription factor activity, RNA polymerase II-specific.
ACUAUUUUAAAGUAAGAUCGCAACUUUUAUUUGCGUCUCAUCCGUAUUUACCAGCUGGCUCUGCCGUGGACCUUUCAGCUACCUGUCAGUCGAUCAAGCGGUAAAAUCAGAGAGGGAAGGGAGUGAGGAUGGACCGAGCCCCUAGUCCCAGCCCGAGUGGCACCAGCCAGACUCCGCAGCCCUCCCAACACGAACCUAUCAGCUUCGGUAUUGAUCAAAUCCUCAGCGGGACUGACCAAGACAGCUCCCAGCAGAACACCUUACGAAACAAUUUGGAGCUUGGCACCACAACAAAUGGAGGAACCUAUCACUUGGGCAGCCCGAGCGGGGCUGGCGCGGCACCCUACACGACAUUGUCGGGCUCUUUUCAUGGCAUGUAUGAAGAAGCUAGUUCGUACGGAGUCAACCUGACCCUUGCGCACGGUGGAGUGAUAAGGGUCCCAGCGCACAGGCCGCUGACCGCGGCCGUACCACCACCCAUGGCCAGUGCAGUGCCUGGGCUCGGAAGCAUCAGUUUCCCUUGGAUGGACAGCAGCCAGAGGUUUGCGAAGGAACGUUUCGCAGCUGCCCUCACACCUUUCACAGUGGCGCGGCGUAUAGGCCAUCCAUACCAGAACAGGACACCACCCAAGCGGAAGAAGCCCAGGACGUCCUUCUCCCGGGUGCAGAUCUGUGAGCUGGAGAAGCGCUUUCACAGGCAGAAGUACCUGGCCAGUGCUGAACGGGCCACUCUCGCCAAGACCCUCAAGAUGACCGAUGCCCAGGUCAAGACCUGGUUCCAGAACAGAAGAACCAAAUGGAGACGACAGACGGCGGAGGAGCGUGAGGCGGAGCGACAGCAGGCCAAUCGGCUGAUGAUGCAGCUCCAGCACGAGGCCUUCCAGAAGUCCCUGAGUGACUCGGUUCCGUCCGACCCGCUCUGCAUCCACAACUCCUCCCUGUUCGCCCUGCAGAACCUGCAGCCCUGGGCCUCUGAGGACGGCAGCAAGCUCGGAACCGUCACCGGCCUGGUAUGAGCUAAGGAACGCCAGUAAUU